UCCCAUCCCCUUUCCUUCUCUCCACCCCUCUGCGAUUGAAGAGGGAGUGAAAGCAUAAGAAGGGCUGGAAGUGCAAGACAAAGGCUCUGAGAAGGAUCGGGUGCUUUGGGGUCCCUUUUUCACAUAGUUCCUCCCUUCCCUCAUGAAUUGUCCAGAGCCAAACUACUUCUCCUUUGUAGUUUAUGCAGAAGGGCUGUAAAGGACUAGAGUUUGCAUCUGGAGAGGAGGCAAAAGAUGUGUAACUGAACAGCUCUGAUUGGAACCUGGAGAGGAGGGCUGAGCAUUCCGCCUCUGGAGGACCCAAACGUUGGCCUUGUCCCUCCCUCCUGCUUGCCUCUCCUUCGGCUUUUGUCCUGCCUUGUUUCUUCAGAGGAAGCCCUGUAAAUGUGUAGCCUUUGGCUGAUUUGCUGCUUGCCUUUGGGGACCCUUCUUCUGGCGAUCUGCGAGUCAGCUGGUGGAAGCCAGCUCAGCCCAGAGAAGAGUUUAAUAUGGGGACCAGGCCUGAGAGCAGAGGUGGUCCUUCCUGCGCGAUAUUUUUAUGUCCAGGCUGUAGACACGGAAGGAAACAGGUUUACUGUCUCUCCAGGUGAACAUGCCUUCCAAGUGAGGAUCACAGCUCCUGAGGAGCAAUUUACACGAGUGGGCAUGCAAAUAUUAGACAGGAAAGAUGGCUCCUUCAUUGUGAGGUACAGAAUGUAUGCAACCUACCAAAGUCUGAAGAUUGAGGUUCAAACAAAAAACAAGCAUAUUGCCAAAUCUCCAUAUAUAUUAAAAGGGCCUGUCUACCAUGAGAACUGUGAUUGCCCUCAGGAAGAUGGAAAUGCUUGGCUGGAGGAAAUGAGCUGCCCUCAGUCUAUUCCCCAAAUUCAGAGAGAUCUGGCACAUUUUCCUACUGUCGAUCCUGAUAAAAUUGCCAAAGAAAUUUCACAACGGUUUGGCCAGAGGCAGAGCUUGUGCCAUUACACUAUAAAAGACAAUAAGGUUUAUAUAAAGACCCACGGAGAACAUGUAGGCUUUAGGAUUUUCAUGGAUGCAAUUCUACUUUCUUUGACAAGAAAAGUAAAAAUGCCAGAUGUAGAGUUUUUUGUCAAUUUGGGAGAUUGGCCUCUGGAGAAAAAGAAAUCCUCUCAGGACAUCCAUCCCAUAUUCUCAUGGUGUGGAUCCAAUGAUUCAAAAGACAUUGUAAUGCCAACUUAUGAUCUGACUGACUCAGUUUUAGAAACAAUGGGGCGAGUCAGUCUGGACAUGAUGUCUGUUCAAGCAAACACUGGGCCACCAUGGGAAGAAAAGAACACUACAGCAAUAUGGAGGGGUCGCGACAGUCGUAAAGAGAGGCUUGAAUUGGUCAAAAUGAGCAGAAAAUACCCAGACAUCAUUGAUGCAGCCUUCACAAACUUCUUCUUUUUCAAGCAUGAUGAAAGUCUCUAUGGCCCCAUUGUGAAGCACAUCUCUUUUUUUGAUUUCUUCAAGUAUAAAUACCAAAUUAAUAUUGAUGGCACAGUGGCUGCAUACAGGCUGCCUUAUCUCCUAGCGGGAAACAGUGUUGUGUUCAAACAGGAUUCAAUCUAUUAUGAACAUUUUUAUAAUGAGCUACAGCCUUGGAAACAUUACAUUCCAUUUAAAAAUGACCUGAACGAUCUCUUGGAGAAACUCCAGUGGGCAAAAGACCAUGAUGAAGAGGCAAAGAAUAUUGCAAAAGCAGGACAAGAAUUUGCAAGAAAUAAUCUCAUGGGAGACCACAUCUUCUGUUAUUAUGUCAAACUUUUCCAGGAGUAUUCCAAAUUACAAAUAAACGAUCCCAAAGUCAGAGAUGGUAUGGAAAAAGUGGAACAGCCUGAUGAAGAUCUCUUUCCUUGUAGCUGCCACAGAAAAAAGGUUAAAGAGGAACUUUAAUUGGAAGAAAGAAAAGUGCUUGAAAUAUUUGCCGUCUUUGAUGUUUCAUCAACUUCAGAGGAUAAUGGAAAGGCUGGGUUUUUAAUAGCCCAAGUAUCUUCUAAUGUGCAGUAUUAUAGCAUUGGUUUUGUACGUUUUUUUAAAGAAAAAUAAAUAUUCUUUCCAUAAA
This is a messenger RNA of Anolis sagrei ordinatus, 2062 nucleotides long. RefSeq names its product protein O-glucosyltransferase 2 (gene POGLUT2). The record is from RefSeq and is a predicted model, not a curated record. NCBI's taxonomy places the organism in Eukaryota, Metazoa, Chordata, Lepidosauria, Squamata, Anolidae. Gene Ontology annotation, cellular component: endomembrane system. Gene Ontology annotation, molecular function: glucosyltransferase activity; protein binding.